AUGUUCAGAUUGGCAUCAUCAAUACUCGCCGCUGCGACGUUGUUCGCCAGCGUCUCAGCGCAAACACAAUAUGGCAUUGGUAUGCCAAACAACGUCACCUCGUUGGCGGGGACAUGGAGUACAGGCUCAGGGCAUGUUCUCACUGGCCUCAACUUCUAUGACCCGGUCAACAACUCGUUCAUCUACCCCGCCACCGCAGGACAGUCGUACAGUUUUACCGACGACGGCUACUGGGAGCAGGCGCUGUACAUCUACAACACCAACCCGGGCAAACCUAACUGCGUCUCGGCGCAACUCAUCUGGCAACACGGCACAUACCUUCUCAACAGCAACAACACGCUCACGCUCAAUGUCUUCAAAGGCGACGGCCGUCAGCAGGUUUCGGAUCGCUGUGCGGAAAACUCGAACUAUAUCCAGUCGUACAACCAAGUCGAAAAUAUGAACGGAUUCGAGAUCCACCUCGACACACAUUUCAACUCUCCUGUAUACUCUCUCCAGCUAUAUGAGUUUGAUGGAACGCUCAAGCCACUCAUGUUCCAGCGCUUUAACCCCCCUCAGAUGCUGCCGACGCAACCGUUGCACGAGGAGAUCAUCGGAGAGCUCAAUUCUUCAUAG
This is a messenger RNA of Sporisorium graminicola, 615 nucleotides long. RefSeq lists its product as uncharacterized. The record is from RefSeq and is a predicted model, not a curated record. Gene Ontology annotation, cellular component: endoplasmic reticulum; endoplasmic reticulum membrane. Bases 1 to 615 code for a protein of 204 amino acids. Gene Ontology annotation, biological process: 'de novo' protein folding. The transcript is spliced from 2 exons. Lineage: Eukaryota; Fungi; Basidiomycota; Ustilaginomycetes; Ustilaginales; Ustilaginaceae.